This is a messenger RNA of Aphanomyces invadans, 4262 nucleotides long. RefSeq lists its product as hypothetical. The transcript is spliced from 13 exons. Gene Ontology annotation, molecular function: microtubule motor activity; ATP binding; microtubule binding. Bases 81 to 4181 code for a protein of 1366 amino acids. Gene Ontology annotation, biological process: mitotic spindle organization; microtubule-based movement. Lineage: Eukaryota; Oomycota; Saprolegniomycetes; Saprolegniales; Verrucalvaceae. The record is from RefSeq and is a predicted model, not a curated record.
GUGGCUGGCACGGUUCGAGUUGCGAGGCCGGCAUUGUCGGCGGGUCAGAGGACGCAGCGUCACACUGGUAAAGCACCAAUAUGGAGCCAGAUGCAUCACACGCUUUGCCCACUACGGCAUCGUCAUGUGCGAUCCGCGUGGUGGUUCGUGUGCGGCCGCUUAGCCAGAAGGAGAAGUCGUCGGGACGAGGUCCCGUGGUGGAAGUUACCAAGAACUCGGUGCAUGUGCGACAACCAUCCACCUGCGAAGACAUCGACAAUGACACGAAUCCACCGCGAACUUUUGUUUUCGACCAUUGCUACGGCAAUGCGCUGUCCACAGGGAAUGACGACCGUGUCCAGGUUGCGCUGUUUGAGGAGAUCGGGCGGGACAUCGUCGCGAACGCGUUCGACGGGUUCAACUGCAGUGUGUUUGCCUAUGGACAGACGGGCAGCGGUAAGACGUACACCAUGGUGGGCGACAAGUCGGAGAACGGCAAAGGUCUCAUUCCGCGCAUAUGCGAAGCUCUCUUCGACGCAAUCGACAAGGCGCGGGCCAAGGACAGCUGCUCCGAUGACCAGCACAAGACCAUUUACAGCGUUCAUAUGAACUACUGCGAAAUUUACAAGGAAAAGGUCAAGGAUCUAUUGGAUGACUCCAAGGCACCACUGCAUCGACCAGGAUCGCAGCCGCUGUCAGCAGUCGACGUCGAGUGUUCGUCCCGACCACUCAAGAUCCGCGAACAUCCUGUGCAUGGUCCGUUCGUGGAGGGAUUGAUCACGCGGCCGGUUGGUUCGUAUGCAGAGAUCGAAGAAGAACUGGUUGCCGGGCAAAAACUGCGAACGGUCGCUGCGACGCUCAUGAACCCCACUUCGUCUCGAUCGCAUGCAAUUUUUACCAUCAUGUUCACCCAAACACGAGUGGACCCCAUUACGUUGAGUGCCCAUGAAAAGACAUCCAAGAUUUGUUUGGUGGAUUUAGCCGGAUCCGAGCGAAGCGACACGUCCGGCACGUCCGGAGAACGUCUUAAAGAAGCAUCGAUGAUCAACAAGAGCUUGUUCACGCUGGGGCGAGUGAUUUCGUCGCUGGGGGCCAAGGAGCGCAUCCCAUAUCGCGACAGCACACUCACGUGGCUAUUGAAGGAAUCGUUGGGCGGGAAUGCAAAGACAACGAUGCUCGCGAUGGUGAGCCCGGCGUCGGAAAAUUACGAUGAAACUCUAAGCACACUGCGGUACGCCGAGUCGGCGAAGAAAAUCGUGAAUCGGGCUGUCGUGAACGAAGACGAAAACGCGGCCAUCAUUCGGCAACUGCGCCAACAAAUCGAGGACCUCAAGGGGCAGCUCAUGGGCACCAUGCGCCGACGUAGUUCCGAAACCAGUGCUGGUCUUGUCAAAUCCUUGUUGGAGCGUGAAGAAAUGCUCGGUCAGCUCCAGCGGGAUGCGAAGCGGCAGGAAAAGUGUCUGCAAUUGCCAAUCGCGCACCCAAGUUUGAUCAAUUUGGAGGAAGACUUGCUCGAAAAUGAACCGUUGGCUUACGCGCUGGAGCCUGGCCUGACCGUUCUUGGGGCUGACCCGACGGUGGUACUAGGGGAGUCCGCCGUGACGGGAUCUCCGCGAUCGCUACAUCGAGACUCAUUUUUAGAGGGUGUGGUCCUCAACGAAGCCGCGAAUCCUUCUGUGCAUCUAAUCCAUCUGACACACGACGCUGCAUCUCUGCUUCCAGUCCACAUAAAAAUCCUCAACGACAACGGUUUUAUCACGCUCGAGCCGUCCCCAUCGGCCCUCGUCCUCGUCAAUGGUGCGCCGAUUGAAAACUUUACACCGCUCAAGCACAGAGACCGCAUUCAACUAGGCGCCUCGCAUGCAUUUCGUGUCUUUGUUCCUUCGGAGGCUCUUAGUCGACGCCACACGGCCAAGACUGAUACUCAAAUAGAAGAAGCGAAUGCCUUGUGCAUUCAAGCAGAUAUUCCGUAUCGAUUCCAGCGCGAGGCGACAAGCGACGUGUCCAUUCUGUCUGUCGAUGGAAAAACCGCUGGGAUUACGUGGGAGCGACCAUUGUUUCUGGAGCGACUACAAACGUUGCGCGCGUACAACGCAGACCUGAUAGAAAAGGAGACGUUGAUCUCUAUGUUGGGUCUUCCUGCUGUGUGCGCUCCCCCAACGGGUGAAGUGGACGACCCAGUUGAAAAGGAAGCCGAAGGAAAUACUCAAGAAGUCGAAAAUACCUGCCACGAAGAGACACCACCGACGGCAGAUCCAGCACAGAAAACAAAUCAAUCCCCCCAUCUGACCGUGGAAAUUCCACCUUUGGCGACGUGUUUUAAGAAUGACCCAGGGGACCCGUUUUUCCAGAUCCGAUCAAAUACUAUGCGAUCGAUGGGCCAAGCGCGACUAUAUGUUGCCUUAGACUUAUCAAGCGUGGUACCGACGUCGUGCCCUACCAUCGACAGAGUGAUCACGGUUUUCGACCCCGUUGGCUUGCACAUGGCGUCCAUAACGCUGGAGCUCGUGACGGAAAUUUACAAAGCAGUACCAAAAAGCCCAGACUUGGUCCAACAUACGAUCAAAGUGUCGUGGAAGGAACUGCGAUUCCACACGGUCCAGUCUCCCGAAGGAGUGUACAUUUCGUAUUACGGGUGGGGUGUUCCUCGUUCCAAUCAGGGAGCCACGCCGAAAGCAACAAGCUCCACGGGGGUAUUUGCAUUAGCUCAUCGAAUGUCGUUCAACGUUCAUGCCCCGAAACGUCAGCCUCUCAUCGAGGUUUUUCGUGAUCAAUUCUUGACCUUGGACGUGUGGGGCUGGGGUAAAGUCCCCGCGUCACCACCGUCCGUGCAAUCGUCGCCGUCGUCCGUGCUGUCGUACCUGUCUGAACCAAGUAGCGCAACUCCUCCCAGCCGAAGGCGGCAGUCCAAAGUCGACGUGUUUGUGUCCGUCGAUGUCGAAGAGCGCAUGCCCGAUGGGUUGUACGCGCCUGUGACGGUGAAGGAGGACGGAACGUUGCGACUAUCACAAUACACGUCGAGGCGGCUGGUUGUUCGAGUCGUGCAAGCGGACCAACAGCCAUUUUGCAUUGGCUCGAUUGCUCACAUUCGCAUUUCCCCCCAACAAGCCAUUGGACACUCGAAAAGCGUGUCACAGUUCGAAGCGGCUUCGGCCUUGGGGUCGGCAACGCUUGGAGGAUUCUUCAAACGCUUUGGAGCAAAAGAAUCGCCAAGGCCAUCGAGUGAAGACUGGGCAGCGUGGAUAACCUUACCGCUUCGAGGCCCUGUUCAAGUCGAUAGAGAAGCGCGGUCGGUCGUGUCCGUGAUGAAGUGGGACGGCAACGCUCGUGAAACAGUUGACAUGCGAGGCCAGCGCCGCGUGUAUCGCAUUGCGUUGGCCCUCGAAACUACCUUAUCAUGUGUGCCAGUGGUGCUAUCGACGAAGUUUACGGCCAAGGUGCUGGUAAAGAUGAAAAAGGAGACGGCGUGGUGGGCUCGUGAGCAAGUAAGUCGCAUGCAUCGCUUGGGACACUGGUUCUCCGUGGAUGUUGGCCAAGAUAUGACUCCUCCGCAUGAGGUUGUCGCGGAAAAACUGCUGGAUCAUUACGGAAAAGGCAUGGAAAGGUUGCACGCAGCGUUCAACCUCGAACGAUAUCGACAGCAGGUUGCAACUGAAGCAGCUCUGCACGGCGAAGAAGGCUUGCUUCGAGUGAACACUUCUCCUGGAUUGGAAUUUGUGCUGUCCCAAGUGUCAGGAGAGUGGACGAUUGCAAGCGCGACCAGGCAAGGCGCCGCGGUCCACGUCAUGUCUGGGGUUGAGAUGAAUCAACCAGCGACGAAUGCAUUCAAACACCACAUGACUCAUACAAUUACCUAUCCGUCCCAUUUGGACCCGUUCGCGGGCGAAUUGAGCGGGUACCUCAUGCUCAGUAUGUCAGCGUCGUCAUUGUGGAAUCGUCGGUGGUUUGUGCUUCAGCGCCCGUUACUGUAUUGCUACAAGACAUUCGCCAAGAGGGACAUCAUCGGGGUACUCGACAUAUCCAAAUGCACGGUCGCGAUCGACAAAGACGCCCUGUUUCCUUUUUCGUUUCGCGUGACAAGUUUGGUGGAGAAGGCUCCAAUCACAUGGCAAUUGCAAGCGUCCAGCGCAGAUGAAAUGAUUGCGUGGAGAAAUGGAAUAGCCCCUGUAGCUUUGGUCGAAGAUCGAAAAUCGAAGUCCUAGCUUGUAUGCUCUGCAAGAGCCAUUUUUAACAGAAAACAAUGACGUUGUAAUGAAAACUAUGAGCGAAAUAACUCAAAGCAG